AUGGAAACAAGCAAGAGCUCAGAAAAUACCUUUAAACAAAACCAAGAUCUCAAGACCGAAGGAAAAGUGUUGGAGGCACGGAGAACCAGAGGAGGAAGAAGGAGGAGUGAGAGUGUGUCUGAUUUAGAAGCUGAGGAGACCAAAGGGUUUAUAGAUUUAGGUUUUGUUUUCACCGAAGAAGACUUGAAUUCGGAGUUGCCUGAGAUACUUCCGGGACUGCGGACGUUUCUCCACGGGGAAGAACAGAGUAAGACAGACUCUUCCGUUCCGAGACCUUACUUGUCGGAGGCAUGGGAACUUCACAGCAAUAAAUGGAGUGAAAGAGCAAAGAAAGAUUCAAUUGUUUUAGACUUGAGAAUGGCUAAGAUAUGUAGUGAGACGAACAUGAAGGAUUGUCUCAAAUGGUGGGCUCGUUCUGUAGCUUCUAGUCUCAAAUGA
This is a messenger RNA of Brassica oleracea var. oleracea, 438 nucleotides long. RefSeq lists its product as uncharacterized. The transcript has a single exon. The record is from RefSeq and is a predicted model, not a curated record. NCBI's taxonomy places the organism in Eukaryota, Viridiplantae, Streptophyta, Magnoliopsida, Brassicales, Brassicaceae. Bases 1 to 438 code for a protein of 145 amino acids.